GUUUUUUUAUUUAUAUGUUAUAAUAUAUCAAUGCCAUUAUACUGCAGUCGUUUGGACGAUAACAAGGUAAUUAACCGAUUCGUUUACCCGGGUCAUCGAAGACUAAGGACUUACCUAACUUAAGGAGAGUAUAAUAUUAUAGUAAAAUGUAUACUAUAAAUAUCGGCGGUAUUUUUGGAGGCGCUACAGCGAAAUAUAUGAUAUACGACUACGUAUGUGUUUACCAUCAAUCGAGGUGUAUCUACGAUUCGACAUAUUAUUAUUUAUAUCAUUUACAUACAGCGUGACGUACUUACAGAUGAAGAAGGUCUCCGGUAUACUUAUAAUAUAGCUCUCUGCUACUUAGUCAAGUUUGUUCGAUAAACAGUUCGGCGUAAAGGAUGAAAAAGGUCAGACGAAAUGCACCGGUUAUCGUCGUUCAGUGAAACGAUUGAUUCGGUGCACUUUGGAGCGUAGAAAAAAAAAAGGGUUGUAGGCGGAAGAGAGGCGGCGCUGCUGCCGUUCUCGCUGAUUUUUCUCGCACGACGACGGCGACUCCGCCGCCGGUCCGUUCGACGCGCGUCAGUCGCGCUCGUACGUCUCUGGCCGGCGGUCGUGCUCCUCGCACACUCUCGAUUUUCGCGUCGUCCCGCUAUCGUGUGUGUUUCUGUGAGUGUGUUUACGUCAUUUUUCUGUGUGUGUGUGUGUGUGUGUGUGUGUGUAAUCCCGCUGUGAUUAGGAUAGGAUUUCAGAUUAUGGUAAAUUCAUUUAUUUACGAUUAUUGUAAUUCGUAUCCCAAUAUGCCUAUCGAAAUUUCCUAAAAUACCGUCGACACAUUGACCACUGAAUAAAAAUUCACUCAUUAAAUAUCUGUUUUUCCAUCACUUCCAAAAAAAGUCAUCUGUAUCGCUGUUGUACAAACCAUUAACUAAGCCCACACACGGGGCACACUUAAACACACGCUCACGUGUAUAUUAUAAUAAUAUGUAAUAUUAUGUGUGUGCUGCAAUAAUGCCCGCCGACGGCGACUACUCGAUUUAGCAUUCCUUGACCCUAAUGUGGUAUUUCUGCCGUUCGCCUCGUGUGUCACGUCUUUCGGAAUUAUUUGCCCGUAUCCUUUUUCCACGCAGGAUCCACGGUUCACCGGAUCCGGCAAUGGUAAAAACUGUAACAAAAAAAAAGAAAAAAACACGAAACAAUCGAUUUGUUCUGUGCCCGGUCAGUGUUGUCGUGGUCGUUUUUUCGUCAUUAUUUUAAUUCUAUUCUUGUGUUUCGUCCCCGUCACAAUAUAAUUUUCGGACUCCUGAUCAAUCUGUUUUUAAACUCCGCGGUUUUCCAGCUUGCUCUGUAGACCAUCGGUAUGCCGUCGCCAAGCAUCGAACACCUGUGCAACGGCGCGUCCACGUUUCUGUCGCCGACGUCCGACCGCGGUUUAUUGACAUCUCUGAAUCACAGUUUGAGUUUUGUGAAACUCAAUCGCCGGUCCGUGUCGCCGACUUCGCUUAAGCCGUUAAACUGCAGCCGUCGAUAUGCAGAAAUCGGCAAGAAAAGAUUGUUUUUUAGAGGUGAUGCGUUUCUCGAAUCUUACAUCGACGGCCUGGCAAGAUCUCAGGGCCCCGUGGUCAGCGGGACCGAGGACGAAGAUCAAGAUGGAAACCUGAUUCGCGCUGAAGACAAGCAGUUUCAGGGCGGUGAAGAAUUUCCCGACGGUCGAGAAUUCAAGUUCAAUAAUUUGUCACAAGACGAAGACGAUUAUGAAACCAGCAGUGGGUCCGUGAGGUCUGGCUCGGGGGACGCGGCCAGUUGUGAUAUUGGAUUACUCGAACGUCUCAUACGUAGUCAUCCGAUAUGGUUUCUGCCAGGAAUUCAACGGGCCGGUGCUUUUCACUUGUUGCAAGGCAAAGACGACGGGAAUUUCGUCGUGAGACAGUCCAGUCAGACGGGCACUAUGGCCAUAUCCGUCCGUUUGCCCAGCGGCAAAGGCCCGUACAUCGAACACUAUCUCAUACAAGCCACUGCCGACAACCGAUUAGCUCUGGAGAGUUCAGACAAUAAGUUUGACAGCAUCCCCAUGUUAAUUGCUCAUUACGCACAGUGCUGCGAUGAACUGCCUGUACAGCUUAUGUUACCAAAAGCUAUACAGGAAGCCAAAAAUCGACAGCAACUCUCUUCGUUAGCGUUACUUGGUCAAGAAUUCUGGAGGUAUCCUAUGGCUAGUUCAAGGAGUUCUCCGACAUUGGAUAUAUCGCCAAAUGACGAACCUACAAAGAGGACAUUAAACACUUCUAUUUCCAGUAGUGCUGCUCACAGUCAAUCGAGUAGCCUUAGUAGUUUUAGCAGUGGCAAUAAUAAUCAAGAAUCUGGUUUUACAGACAGUCACCUGUCUAUUGAAGAAUUAUCAACUAGUCCAGUGGAAAGUAUUCAACAAGCUAAUGGGAUUCUAACUACGUUCAAAAGUUCUUCGAAAGAAGGUACACCGUCCUCUUCUGAUAACUUAUCACCACCAACGAGUCUUGUGAGUGGCCGAACAAGACCCACACCACCCAAUACAUUAAACCUUAAAUCUUCUAAUAGUCAAAUAGUAACUUCGGAUGUUGUAAGCUCAAAUCAUAUGGCUAAGACACCACCACCACCUCCUCCUCGUUGGGCCAAACCUGUAGCGGGACAACAGAAUUUUACUGUAACUACUACUGUGACAUUUAGUCUUCACAAAGAAACAACUCCUUCACCACUCAUUCAAGUAUCUUGUGGACAGUUAUCAAAGUCAACAGAUGACAGUGAAAUCAUGCCAGUGAUCAAAAGUCCAUUAGGUUCUGAAAUAACGUCUCCAAUCUCAGACACAGGGGGUGGAUUACGUUCCGGUCGUCGUACUAAAAGAAAUAGAAUAAAACAAUCUAGACACUACAGAGAGAGUGAUAUAUUAGAAACGCCUAAUAUUUAUCACAGAAGUACUUUUGCAGAUAAAGUUAGCGACUAUGAAGACGUUUGGGGUCCUGACUCGUCUUUGUCUACAUUUAAAACUCCUUCUCAAAGCAAUAGUGGUACUUAUAAAAAAAAUACUUCAGAAGUUCCUCCGGAGAUGCCACCCGAUAUUUUGGAACAAACCACCAGUAUUCCAACCAUUCCUAAAAAUACACUAGGUCUUGUUUUACCACUAAACCCAAUUAACGAUCUCCCAUCUAUCACUGACAGUACAACGAGUUUAUUGUCACCUGGGUCACCAGAGACAAAAUCACCCGUCCCUGAAGAUGAUACUGCUGAAGCUAAGCAAAGCAGUCCUUUUUAUGCCGAACCUGCGGAUGCCAUAAGACAAGCAGCUUUCCUACGUCGCAAGUCCAAACCUUCAACAAAUAAUUUCCGCAAUCGCCAUUCAGAGCCGAGUUUUCUUCACCAAUGGCCAGCAUUAGUUGGCUGUAGCCAAUUAACUCGUAUUGAUUCUAAAGAAGAACUGCUAUCUCCUAAUGGUAAUUACUCUACCAACCAAGCAUUCUCGUCGUCCGUAGACAAUAUACCGUUAUUGAAAAACUCCAGAAGAGAACCGCUAAAAACUGGUAAGCCUGUAGAAACUCCACGCAUUGGUCCACCAAAGCGUGGUCAAGAUGGUUCAUGGGCAGUAGAUUCUAGUUGGGAGUUUAUUGGCAACGAAAACGAAAAUGCCAACUCAUUAGAUAACACAGAGCAAACAACAACUAGCCAACCCAAUUGUCUAAGAGAAUCUCCUGGACGCAAAGGACCUACAAUACAAGAGAUUAUUUUGCAAAGGUUGCCACAUUUGAGCUUGUACAUCAAAGAACCCAGUUCAACGUCCCGAAACAAUGAUAAUACUGAACUACCUGAUCACCAAUCUACCGAUAGCGUGAACAACAAUACUUUGAACUUAAGUGGCUUCAGCAAUCUGUCCCUUUUAUCUCAGAAUAGCGAUGACGAUACUAAAACGGAAUUUUCUGAGCCAUGGGAUAGUUCAAGGUGGGAACAUUUGUUGCCUGUUGCCAAUAAAGAACAAAAUCAAGCACAUUUAAAGCCAGUUAAUCGGAACAAAAGUUUCUCUGAACGUUUGGAUCCACUUUUAGCAGUCCCACGGAUCCAAGCAUUGGCACGAAGCCGCUUGAUGGCCCAAACCGGCACUGGUUCUUCGACCCGCGAGUACGCUUUACAGCUGGCCGCGGACAAGACCACCGUGUUUGCCCGGUCCAUCGACAAUUUCGUGUGCUGCACGGUCGAGUCCAAGGAGACCAACCCGUCGGUGGUGAUGAGGAACGUGCGGCAGUUCAUGUCGGGCAUGAAGAACUACCUGUUGAAACACGGCGAAAAGGAAUUCCAAAAAGUGGUGGAAAAGGAGCGGAGCCAGUUGAAACCUACCGAAUUCUUGAACCUUGACGUGAUCCUGGAAGGCGUGAUGAACAGGCUGGUGCUCCGGGAACUCCGGGAACACGUUUACAGCCUUCUGGUCGACGAGUACGUCAAUAACGGCUCGAUCCCGUCCAUGGUCGAGAACAUACACUACGCCAAGUCUAAGAGUAUUCAAGACUUUGCUGUCCGAGAAACUUUAAUACCACCCAGUGAGAACGAUUUGAAGAAAAUAUCUGAAUGUUUCAAACGUCUCCAAGAUGCAUUUCUGCCAUUGGAAAAACUGGAACAUCUGUUAUCAGCCAUUGCUUUAAUAUUUAAUGCUGUUAAAAUGCAAAACCGGAAUGCAGAUGCAUGUCUAGGCGCUGAUGACUUCCUACCACUGCUUGUAUGGGUGCUUGUUCAAUGCAACGUCCUUACAGCUGAACUUGAGGCAGAAUACAUGUGGGGACUGUUGCACCCGUCAUUGAUACCUGGCGAGGGAGGAUAUUAUCUGACAGCACUGUGCGGGGCUGUGCAUGUUUUGAAGAGCUACAAGUCAUCCAUGGAAGCAAAUACUAUUAAUGGCGUGAAGACAUUGGGCUCCGACAAUACAUUGAGUUAUGAUCCACUGAAUGAACUCAAAUCUGUUCUCAAAGUUGUUGUACCCGAUGAAACCAAUGGAUCACUGUUGACUAAGACAUUACCUGUUAGACCACACAUGACUACACGUGAUGUCUGCAAAAUCAUUGCACAUAAACUGCGCAUAACCAAUCCACAAGAUUAUUCUCUGUUCAAGUUAAUUGAUGGUCAAGAAUUUUUGUUAUCUGAAACCGACUGUCCACAAGACAUUAAAAGUUCGACAACAGCGUGUGGCAGUCAUUGUCUAUUUGCGUAUAAACGAAUUGAUGCAAAAAUAGCUUGGCCCCAUUCACCUUCUCCCUAGGCCAUAAAACUAGAUUUUAAAAAAAAAAUUGAUUAUUAUUGUUUAUUUAUUUUUGUGUUUGUUUUCUUUAUAUAUUUUUUGAGAAUAUUUUAUACUAUUGUAUAACAUUUUUCUUUGUGAUUAGACUUUUAACCUGUGAACAAUAUCUUGCGCCGACCAUUAUCCUAAAUGCUAGUCAUAAAAUUUGUGUGUAAGUCUGCGUAAACUUAAACAUGUAAAUAAUGUAGUGAACACAGAAUAACACACAUUAUUAUAAUAAUCAUAAGUAUAUUAUUAUUUAGACAUAAUGUUCUUUUUUGAUCAUGUCUAAAAACGUUUUUUUUAAAAUUAUUUUAAUAUUUAUAAAACCUUUUUUUUCAAAGAUAUUUUAUUAUUUGUAUGUUUUUUAAACUUACUUAGUUUAUGAAAAAAAAAUAUUUCGGCUCAAUGACUGAUAAGCUUGUUACUUUGUAUUUAUGCUAAAAAAAGUAAUUUUUUUAUUGUAUGUGUACAAUGUACUAAAAAUGACAUAAGAUCUGAAAAUUUAUUAUUUUUUUUUUUUUUGGUUUUUAUACUUCAACUAACUGCAUCUAAAAUAUAUUUUUUACUUUAAAUAUUUUAAAAAUUAUUUGUACUUUAAUAUGUAAACUAAUCCUAUUCAUUUGAUAUUAUAUAAUGUUAAAAUAUUAACAACAUUAAUGUAAAAAUUAGUUAACGGUUGCGUUGUCAUCUCGUUUACGUUGUAAAAUAUUUAAUCAUAUAAUAUUCUUAUGUAGUUAACAAAUAAUUGGUAUUAAUGACUUCUUGGAGUGAAGCAA
Acyrthosiphon pisum (pea aphid) is the source of this 6048-nucleotide messenger RNA. It is a transcript of the gene spri, whose product is annotated as Src homology 2 domain-containing protein sprint. The coding region runs from base 1340 to 5251 and encodes 1303 amino acids. The transcript has 17 exons. Gene Ontology annotation, cellular component: endocytic vesicle; cytosol. The record is from RefSeq and is a predicted model, not a curated record. Gene Ontology annotation, biological process: signal transduction; vesicle-mediated transport. Gene Ontology annotation, molecular function: guanyl-nucleotide exchange factor activity; small GTPase binding. Lineage: Eukaryota; Metazoa; Arthropoda; Insecta; Hemiptera; Aphididae.